UGUGUUCGGACCAUGGUCCGUUGUUACACGACGCACGAAAGGCGGAGCAGCUAACUCCAAGAGAUGGGCGGUUCUAUUCACAUGCCUUUCUACUCGUGGAGUACACAUAGAAGUCAUCGAAGAGCUUAGUUCAUCAUCCUUUAUAAAUGCAUUUAAGCGUUUUAUGGCUAUCAGGGGACCCGUUAAGAUUGUGAGAUCUGACCGUGGUACGAAUUUCGUUGGUGCUACAGACGAUCUCUGCAUAGACACAGUUAAGGUAGAGGAUCAUCCUGUCAAGGACUUCCUGUAUGACAGUGGAGUAGUUUGGAUAUUCAACCCUCCUCACGCAUCCCACAUGGGUGGUGUGUGGGAGAGGCUGAUAGGGGUUACGCGCAGAAUUCUGGAUGCCAUGCUUCUUGGAACGCCUGGAAAAGCAUUGACGCAUGAAGUCCUUACUACCUUCUUAGCUGAGGUAUCUGCGAUUAUUAACUCUCGCCCGCUUGUUGGUGUGUCAUCUGAUCCAGAAGAUCCUUAUCAUCUAAGUCCAUCUUUGCUUCUCACACAAAAGCCAGACGUCCUUGUUCCAGCCGGGCUUUCGUUUGACGAAAAAGACUCGUAUAAGGUUCAAUGGAAAAAAGUGCAGUACCUGGCAGAUGUCUUUUGGUCCAAGUGGAAGAAACAAUACCUCCAGACACUUCAGGAGCGGCAAAAAUGGCAGACAAACAACAAAGAUCUGCGUGUUGGUGAUGUCGUCCUUCUGAAGGAUGAGUUACAGAACAGAAUUUACUGGCCCAUGGGUCUUGUGACGAGAACCUUUCCUGGAUCGGAUGGAAGAGUACGAAAGAUAGAAGUCCGCAUCAUACGUGAUGGGAAACCCACAGAAUAUGUUCGACCGGUGAACCAAGUUGUUCUCUUGAUAUCUGAAACCUAGUUGAUAUCUGCGAUAUCAGGCGGGGAGUGUUCCGCCACAGCUUCCAUACCUGACUUUCCCCAUGUGCUAACGGGGUACAUGUGCUUCCGGCGAAGCAAUAUGUGUUCAUGUUUUUGUUUCGGGAAGCUGACCACAGUCUUUUUACCAAUCAUUUACCAAUAAAGUCAGUCAACACUUUAGAGGUCUAGUGGUUUAUUCUGGCUGCGGGUUCCGUACCGUGGGGCAGCACA
Saccostrea echinata is the source of this 1140-nucleotide messenger RNA. RefSeq lists its product as uncharacterized. Lineage: Eukaryota; Metazoa; Mollusca; Bivalvia; Ostreida; Ostreidae. The record is from RefSeq and is a predicted model, not a curated record. Gene Ontology annotation, biological process: DNA integration. Bases 164 to 910 code for a protein of 248 amino acids. Gene Ontology annotation, molecular function: nucleic acid binding. The transcript is spliced from 2 exons.